This is a messenger RNA of Euleptes europaea (tarantolino), 2869 nucleotides long. It is a transcript of the gene LONP1, whose product is annotated as lon peptidase 1, mitochondrial. Lineage: Eukaryota; Metazoa; Chordata; Lepidosauria; Squamata; Sphaerodactylidae. The transcript is spliced from 18 exons. The record is from RefSeq and is a predicted model, not a curated record. Gene Ontology annotation, biological process: mitochondrion organization; protein quality control for misfolded or incompletely synthesized proteins; protein catabolic process. Gene Ontology annotation, cellular component: mitochondrial matrix. Gene Ontology annotation, molecular function: ATP hydrolysis activity; single-stranded DNA binding; ATP binding. Bases 20 to 2869 code for a protein of 949 amino acids.
AUCGCUGUGCGCCGGCAAGAUGGCGGCGGCGGUGGCGGCGCGGGGUCUGCUGUGGCGCUGCGGGCGGCCUCCGCCGGCGCUGCUGGGCCGCGUGUGGCGGCGGGGGCGGCUGAGCGGCCUGCCCGGCCCCCGCAGGCCGCCGCCCUUCGCCGCCGCGGCCGCCGGCCCUCCCUCGGGGCCCUGGGCGGUGUCCCAGCGGGGCCUCCAGCUCCUGUUCCGGGGAGGGCCCGGGGGGAGCGGCAGCCAGGACGGCCUGGAGGGCGGCGAGGAGGGCGGAGCGGGCGGAGAGGAAGGCGGCGGCGGCGGCGGCCUCCCCGGCGACGGCUCGAGCGGCCCUCCCGUGGUGACCGCGCUGGCCCCGCUCAUGGUCCCCGAGCACGUCCCGCACGUGCCCCUGAUCGCCGUCACCCGGAACCCGGUUUUCCCCCGCUUCAUCAAGAUCAUUGAGGUGAAAAACAAGAAGCUGGUGGAGCUGCUGAGGAGGAAGGUCCGCCUCGCCCAGCCCUACGCCGGGGUCUUUCUCAAGAGGGAUGACAACAAUGAGUCAGAUGUGGUGGAGAGCCUGGAUGAAAUCUACCAGACGGGGACUUUUGUCCAGAUCCACGAAAUGCAGGACUUGGGAGACAGGCUGCGGAUGAUUGUCAUGGGACACCGGAGAAUCCGCAUAAACAGGAAGCUGGAGGUGGAACCGGAGGAGUCUGAGGCCGAGGCCAGGCAGAAACCUCGCAGGAAGCACAAACAUUCCAAGAGGGAGGCCAGAGAGCAGGCGGAGACCCCCGAGCCAAUCCUGCAGCCCCUGGAGGCUGUCCCCAGUGAGGUGCUCAUGGUCCAGGUGGACAACGUGGCCCACGAGGAUUUCCAGAUCACGGAGGAGAUCAAAGCUCUCACGGCAGAAAUCGUCAAGACCAUCCGGGACAUCAUCGCCUUGAACCCCCUUUACAGAGAGUCGGUGCUUCAGAUGAUGCAGGCUGGGCAGAGAGUGGUGGAUAACCCCAUCUAUUUGAGCGACAUGGGGGCGGCACUGACGGGGGCGGAGUCACAUGAGCUGCAGGACAUCCUGGAGGAAACCCAGAUUCCCAAACGCCUGUACAAAGCUCUGUCUCUUCUCAAGAAGGAGUACGAACUGAGCAAGCUCCAGCAGCGGCUUGGGCGGGAGGUGGAGGAGAAGAUAAAGCAGACGCACCGCAAGUACCUGCUGCAGGAGCAGCUGAAGAUCAUCAAGAAGGAGCUGGGCCUGGAGAAGGAGGACAAAGACGCCAUCGAGGAGAAGUUCCGGGAGCGCCUGAAGGAGCUGGUGGUGCCCAAGCACGUCAUGGAGGUGAUCGACGAGGAGCUGAACAAGCUGGGACUCCUCGACAACCACUCCUCCGAGUUCAACGUCACCCGAAACUACCUGGACUGGCUGACAUCCAUCCCUUGGGGCAAAUGCAGCGAGGAGAACCUGGACCUGGCCAGAGCGCAGGCAGUCCUGGAGGAGGAUCACUACGGCAUGGAGGACGUCAAGAAGAGAGUGCUGGAAUUCAUAGCCGUCAGCCAGCUCCGGGGAUCAACGCAAGGCAAGAUCCUUUGCUUCUACGGCCCGCCGGGGGUUGGCAAGACCAGCAUUGCCCGCUCCAUCGCCCGGGCCCUGAACCGUGAAUAUUUCCGCUUCAGCGUUGGGGGAAUGACGGAUGUGGCAGAGAUCAAAGGACACAGGAGAACCUACGUUGGCGCCAUGCCAGGGAAGAUCAUUCAGUGUCUGAAGAAGACCAAAACGGAAAACCCCCUGAUCCUAAUCGAUGAGGUGGACAAAAUCGGCCGAGGCUACCAAGGAGACCCUUCUUCGGCGCUUCUUGAGCUGCUGGAUCCGGAACAGAAUGCCAACUUCUUGGAUCAUUACCUUGACGUCCCUGUUGAUUUAUCCAAGGUUCUCUUCAUUUGUACUGCCAACGUGACAGAGACAAUCCCAGAGCCCCUGCGGGACAGGAUGGAAAUGAUCAAUAUCUCUGGCUACGUCGCCCAAGAGAAGCUGGCCAUAGCAGAGAGGUACUUGGUCCCUCAGGCACGUGUCCUCUGUGGGCUGGACGAGACCAAGACAAGCAUUACGCCCGAAGUGCUGACGGUCCUCAUCAAGCAGUACUGCCGGGAGAGCGGUGUCAGGAACCUGCAGAAGCAAGUGGAGAAGGUACUUCGGAAGUCUGCCUACAAGAUCGUCAGUGGGGAAGCGGAGAAGGUGGAGGUGACGCCCGAGAACCUGCAGGACUUUGUGGGGAAGCCCAUCUUCACCGUGGAUCGAAUGUACGACGUGACCCCUCCCGGGGUGGUGAUGGGCCUUGCCUGGACAGCCAUGGGAGGCUCUACCUUGUUCAUCGAGACCUCCCUCCGAAGGCCCAAAGACCCAGAGAGCAAGGAGGGCACCCUGGAGAUCACGGGGCAGCUGGGAGAUGUGAUGAAGGAGAGCGCCAAAAUCGCCUACACCUUCGCCCGCGCCUUCCUGAUGCAAAAGGAGCCAGAUAACGACUUCUUGGUGACCUCCCACAUCCACCUGCACGUGCCAGAGGGUGCCACCCCCAAAGAUGGACCGAGCGCUGGCUGCACGAUAAUCACUGCCCUGCUGUCUUUGGCGAUGGACCGCCCGGCGAGGCAAAACGUGGCCAUGACCGGGGAGGUGUCGCUGACCGGGAAGAUCCUCCCUGUGGGGGGAAUCAAGGAGAAGACCAUUGCGGCCAAGAGAGCCGGAGUCUCCUGCAUGAUCCUUCCCUCUGAAAACAAGAAGGAUUACUCUGACCUUGCCGAGUUCAUCACUGAAGGACUGGAAGUACAUUUUGUGGAGCACUAUAAGGAAAUCUUUGACAUUGUUUUUCCUGGGCUGGCUUCUGCCGGAGCAUGA